Molecule: messenger RNA, 1100 nt
Organism: Cajanus cajan (pigeon pea)
Lineage: Eukaryota; Viridiplantae; Streptophyta; Magnoliopsida; Fabales; Fabaceae
Molecular function (GO): protein binding
Source: RefSeq, a predicted model, not a curated record
UGUAGUUGUUUGUUAACCACUGAAUGUUUGAUGAGAGGUCAAAAAUAUCUCAUCUGACAAAUAAUUGAAUGUUUGAUUUGAUAAGAAGUCCUUAGCAGUUAUGGUUGCAGAGAUUCCUCACAAACACAGAAAAAUCUCAGAUUUUGGUUCCUAAGUCACAACUACGAUGGGUGCAUGCAGAGCACCCAUUUGCCAUCUUCCCCUGUGGAAGCCCAAAACCAGAAUCCAGAAUUCUCAGAGCAAAGCAUCAACACCACCACCUAUUUUUAGAAACAGGCGCUUAUUCCUCUUCUCUCUGCCCCUCUCUAGUUUCCUUCUCCUUCCUGUUCCUAGCUUUGGUGAUGGAUCUUCUUCAUAUGCUGCCACAAUGUUUGACCCAUUAACUGCUUCUGAAAGAGAAGCAAGUGCUUUAGUUUCACAGAGAGUGUCUCAAGCAGUGGAGUUGCUGGAGAAAGGGAGGGAAUUGCAGGCUCAGGGUGACUUUGGUGGUGCUCUUCAAUACUUUUCUCAGGUUAUUGAAAGCUACAAAGACUUGGCAUUCUCAGAGUAUGCAAGGGUAGGAAGAGCAUUGGCCCUAUAUGAAGUUGGUGAUAGAGAAGAAGCAAUAGCUGAGAUGGAAGACGUUUCAAUAUCUUUAAAAGGGUAUCCAGAAAUACAUGCAGCUCUUGCAGCAGCCUUAUAUGAAGAUAAGCACGCUGCUUUGCUUGCUGAAAACCAGUUUGCCAUUGCAACUCUGCUUGAUCCCCAUUUUACAGACCUUUCGUAUGUUAGAGACACAAAGCACUGGCCUCCAAGUUUGGUCAGUUCUCUGCAGCACUUCAUCACACUAUCUUAAGAGUUAAGACCAUACAGAAUAUUUAUACUUCUUGUUUGACCCAUACCAAGCAGUGCCAGGUAUAUGAAAACUUUGGAAGUUUACACUUCAAAUAUGUAACUUUGUUUAUAUAUUUAAUUUUUUCAAUUUUAACUCUCUUGUUUAUGAAAUGUAAAGUAACGGUGAUAUAAAUUCUCUCACUGUUGUCUUUAAAUGUUGCACAGGAAGGUUUUUCCCAAAAUUUGUGACACUGUUUCUAAUUCAGAAGCUGAAUUGUUAAACUCUA